Caenorhabditis sp. 36 PRJEB53466 is the source of this 497-nucleotide messenger RNA. Lineage: Eukaryota; Metazoa; Nematoda; Chromadorea; Rhabditida; Rhabditidae. The record is from the annotation of a GenBank genome assembly.
AUGAAUGUCUAUGCAGGAAACCACUGUGCGACAGGCGGCGAAAGGUGCUCUUCGAUCCGUGCCUGGGGCGAACAGUUGGACAAGAACAUCAGGAAAAUAAUGGUGUCGUGCAAAGCCCGUUUCUCCAAAUGCUCAAAAUACCGCCCGUACCUUCCCACCGCUGAAAUGGGAAUGGGACUGAAAUCGAUCGCAGACGAGGUAGAAGAAGCCACGGUGUAUGCGGCAUGUUAUCUGCUGCUCACACCAUCUCUCAUAAGAUACAGAGAGAUUGCGGAGAAACUCCACAAAAGAGACAAACGCUCAAUGCUCUCAGACUUCGCUUGGAUCACGAAGCAAUACCCAGAACUUGAAAUCAAUAUCAGUAAUCCUGGAGAAAUCCGGGUGGGUGACGAAAGGCACUUGAAGGCUGGGGAUGCCUCAAGAGCGAUCGUAGCGCUUUUGAGGCAGAGCCAGAGAACGAGAAGGUUGGAGGCGUGGAAGACGAAGAGGGCAAGUAG